Messenger RNA from Lolium rigidum, 2225 nucleotides. RefSeq names its product ultraviolet-B receptor UVR8. Lineage: Eukaryota; Viridiplantae; Streptophyta; Magnoliopsida; Poales; Poaceae. The record is from RefSeq and is a predicted model, not a curated record.
GUACAAAUACUCGCCGAUUUUUCCGAAAAGGCAAGGAAUCCCCCCGGUUCGGAAAGAUUCUCCCUUUCUCCCCCGUCCGGCCGUCCCCGCGCCCUCAUCAAUUCCAGCCACCUCCCACCGGCCGAUUCUUAUCCAGCUCGAUCCAAUUCACCUCUGUCCAGCUCCGGUUGGUGCUUCGCAAACCCGGGAUCGGGGCGUCUCCUAGCCCAAUUUGGUCUCCGGACGAUCCGAUUCGAUCUUCCAUUGGGGGAGCCGGAAUUGGAAUCAUAUCCCGGGGAUUCCUCCACUGUUCGAUCCCCUUCACCCGCCCCACUGCCCUGCACCUGCUAAAAUGCUCUCUGCUCGCCCGAUAGCCUGCUUCCGCUGCUGCUGAUUUCCUUCCUGCCAUUUCGAUCUCGCCCCGCCCCGCCCCUCCGGAUCGUUGGAUGAUUCCGACCGAUUCUGGGACCAAAAAAAACGCCAGCUUUCGCACCGAGGAUCCUGCUGCUACCUCGGGAGGGACUCGUCGCGGUGGAUCCAUGGCUGGGGAGAAGUCGCCGCGCGCUUUCUCGAUGGACGAGCUACCGGGCCACCUCAUCGGGGAGGUCCUGACCUCCGGCAGGCUCGCCGCUGCUGACCUCGCCAGGCUCGAGCUCACAUGCCGCGCCCUUCGACCUCUUGCCGAGCACGCCGCCUCGCGCCUCUGCGCCGCCCGCACCGCUUUCGCCGUCAUGGGGCCUGCCGACCGUGGGGAGCUCCUCGCCAGGUGUGGCGGUAGCUGGAAGAAGGUGCUCAGAUUCCUGCAGUCCGUCCAGCAGUCAUCGGACACCGUCGAGACCUCAUCCGGCAGCAUGCAAGUAGCGACAGGGAGAUAUCACACACUAUUAGUCCAUGACUCUUCUGUAUAUUCUUGUGGCUCCAGCUUGUGUGGUGUACUAGGGCAUGGUCCUGAUACUACACAGUGUGUGGCAUUCAGUCGGGUUUCCUUCCCGUCGCUUGCCCGUGUUGCUAACAUAUCUGCCUUUCACAACCAUGCAGCUUUCGUUACAGAGUCUGGGGAGGUGUUCACAUGUGGAGAUAAUUCAUCAUCUUGCUGUGGUCACGGUGAUGUUGGGCGAACUAUAUUUCGGCCAACCCAAAUAGAAGCCCUUAAAGGGAUUUCCUGCAAGCAGGUUGCUACUGGUCUAAGUUUUACUGUAAUUCUUACAAGGAAUGGAGAAGUGUAUACAUGUGGAAGUAACACACAUGGCCAGCUUGGUCAUGGUGACACUAUAGACAGGGCUGCUCCAAAGAUUGUUGAAUUGUUCAAAGGCACCAGUCCAGUGGUGCAGGUAGCAGCUGGUGCAAGCUACACAUUUGCCGUGACAGAUGAUGGGACAGUUCAUUCGUUUGGUUCUUGUACUAACUUCUGCCUUGGACAUGGGGAUCAGCAUAAUGAACUUCUUCCACGUGCAAUCCAAUCGUUUAAGAGGAGGAAUAUUCAUGUAGUUCGUGUAUCUGCUGGAGAUGAGCAUGCUGUAGCUCUUGAUGCACUGGGACAUGUAUAUACAUGGGGUAGAGGCUACUGUGGAGCACUAGGUCAUGGUGAUGAAAAUGAUAAAACUAGCCCAGAAUUAAUUGGCAGUCUGAAGGGUCAAGUUGCUGUACAGGUCUGCGCGAGAAAGAGAAAGACCUUUGUUCUCACUGAUGAAGGCUCAGUUAUUGCAUUUGGAUGGAUGGGCUUUGGGAGUUUAGGGUUUCCUGACCGAGGAUCAUCUGACAAAGUGAUGCAGCCUCGUGUUCUUGACAGCCUGCGUGGUCACUAUGUCUCCCAAAUAAGCACUGGACUAUACCACACUGUUGCAGUGACAAAUAAAGGCAUCGUGUUUGGUUUUGGAGACAAUGAGCGAGCCCAGCUUGGGCAGGAAUACAUUCGCGAGUGCUUGAAACCUACAGAGAUAAUGUUCCACAAAAAUAGUAUUGAAGAUAUAGCCAUCGCAGCGCCUAUCGGGUAGCAGAUAAAUUUGAGGUUCAGAUUACCAUGCUAUAGUCAACAAUAAUCGACACAUGUUGUUCCAUCUCAGCAAGUGUAUUUUAUACUUAGAUUUUUCAGUGUUCUGUGAGGACUUGGGUAAACGAGAGAGGUGCAAAAAUGGAGGACAGUGUUGUAGUUAAAAGGAGCAUAUAGUGAAGUAAUUUGGCAACGUAUUAAGUACUUCGACUCGGCAUUAUGUUAUGUAUAAAAAUUACUGGUGUGUUUAGUGUUA